Molecule: messenger RNA, 2691 nt
Organism: Xyrauchen texanus (razorback sucker)
Lineage: Eukaryota; Metazoa; Chordata; Actinopteri; Cypriniformes; Catostomidae
Gene: cyp51a1
Product: lanosterol 14-alpha demethylase
Molecular function (GO): oxidoreductase activity, acting on paired donors, with incorporation or reduction of molecular oxygen; heme binding; monooxygenase activity
Source: RefSeq, a predicted model, not a curated record
AUCAGGUGGGGGCGGAACACGCGGCAGUGGACGAACGGAGAAGAGGCGCCGCUAUAAAACUAUAUUAGUGAGAUGCUCGCUGGUCCUCAGUGCUCAUGGACAUUAAUCAGCCUGUCUUCUAGAGCAGUUUGAUGAACAGUAAAUGGCGAUAUUCUAACUCUUUUCACACAUUGAAUUGUACUGUGUGGUGUAAACAUGACGCUGUUCGAGCUGAGCAGUCAGAUGAUCGAGCACACAGUGCAGAAGAUGAGUUUGACGUCAGUAGUUCUCAUCACAUCUGUGUUCACUCUCACUGUGGGAUAUGUGAGUAAACUGAUGUUCAAACAGCACACAACAGACUCGGAGAAAAAAUAUCCUCCCCAAAUCCCGUCCAGCAUUCCGUUCCUGGGUCACGCUGUGGCUUUCGGCAAGAGUCCCAUAGAGUUUCUGGAGUGGGCGUACGAGAAGUACGGUCCUGUGGUCAGCUUCACGAUGGUCGGGAAAACCUUCACGUAUCUCCUGGGAAGUGAUGCAGCUGCGCUCAUGUUCAACAGCAAGAAUGAAGAUCUGAAUGCAGAGGACGUUUACGCACGACUCACCACACCUGUGUUUGGCAAGGGUGUUGCAUACGACGUGCCCAAUCCUUUAUUUCUGGAGCAGAAGAAAAUGUUGAAGACAGGACUGAAUAUUGCACAUUUCAAGCAGCAUGUUGAGAUAAUCGAAAAGGAAACCAAAGAUUACUUCAAGCGAUGGGGAGACAAUGGAGAGAGAAAUCUGUUUGAGGCUUUAUCUGAGCUGAUCAUCCUGACGGCGAGCCGCUGUCUGCACGGUCGUGAGAUCCGCGGCAUGUUGAACGAGCGAGUCGCGCAGCUCUACGCCGAUCUUGACGGAGGAUUUACUCACGAAGCGUGGCUGCUGCCCGGGUGGCUGCCGCUACCCAGCUUCAGACGGAGGGAUCGAGCACAUUUGGAAAUCAAGAAAAUAUUUUAUGCAGUGAUCAAGAAACGGAGAGAAGCCGUAGAGAAAGAUGACGACAUGCUGCAGACGCUCAUAGAUGCCACAUACAAAGAUGGACGUCCUCUUAACGAUGACGAAAUAGCAGGGAUGUUGAUUGGUCUGCUGUUGGCAGGACAGCACACCUCGUCCACCACCAGCGCAUGGAUGGGCUUCUUCCUCGCACGGGACAGAACGUUACAGGAACGUUGCUACAGUGAACAGAAAACCAUCUUUGGAGAAGAUCUUCCACCGAUCAACUAUGACCAGCUGAAAGACUUGAGUUUGUUAGAUCGUUGUCUAAAGGAGACGCUCAGACUGCGACCCCCCAUAAUGACCAUGAUGAGGAUGGCAAAGACCCCACAGAAAGUCGGUGAAUUCACCAUCCCACGACAUCAAGUGUGUGUGUCGCCAACAGUGAACCAAAGGCUUCAGGACACGUGGUCAGAGCGGCUGCAAUUUAACCCGGACCGCUACUUAAAUGACAACCCCGCGGCCGGAGAAAAGUUUGCUUAUAUUCCAUUCGGCGCGGGUCGUCAUCGUUGCAUCGGGGAAAAUUUCGCCUAUGUGCAGAUUAAAACGAUCUGGUCGACUCUGCUGAGGCUGUUUGACUUUGAGCUGGUGGACGGACACUUUCCUGCUGUGAACUACACAACCAUGAUACACACGCCGCACAAUCCCAUCAUCAAAUACACACGGAGAAACACACAACAACAGACCAGCACUAAACAAUAGUGAAGAAACUACUGUUGAGAGAACUCAAAAUUACAUUUAUGCUUUUGUUGUCCUUCUUAAUACAAACACUUUGUAAUCCAGUGCAAGUGAAAACAAAAAAAUAAACCUUUAAGCUCAAAUGGGCCCGGGAGAAAAAUAAUAAUUGUCCAAAUAUUAAUAACUACAGUCUUGACAUGUUUACAAGCUCUAAUUUCCAAUGCAUGAACAUUAUGACCAAAACUGAUCAAGUGCUUUAAAAUCUGCAGAUAAAUCAGAAGUUUUCCAUUUUGAUCAUUUAUAAAACAAAAUUGUACUGUUUAUAUUAUUACAAUCAGUAACAACAUCAAACUCAUCAAAUAUUCAUGUGUCAUAUGUUGUUGGAAAGCUCUUAAAUAGUAAAAUACAACCAGACUAUUUGUUUUACUCACAAUAAUAAGUAUGUCUUUGACAAUUAUGUUUCAUGUGAACAGGUGUUGCUUAUAGGUCACGCUUUCCCUUACAAAUUCACGGAAAAUAAACAGAAUAUAAAAUAUUGCAUAUCAUUAUUUAGAGGAGGUGAUUAUCUUUCAAUCGAGUCCACACACAAGAUAAUCAGAUGUAUAGAUCAUUAGAUAAUCCACAUGAAGCACAAUGUGCACACAGCAUCUUGAAAACACCUGGAUCAGAUGACUUCAGUAAUAAUGUAGCAUCAAGGAAUGCAAAACACAUUUUUGGGUUGGGAUUGGUGCAAAAAUCAUCCAUACUUGGGCAGAGAGUCAUGUGAUCAAUCACAGUAAUUACAUAUGGCCACCAGGGGAUGGGGCUAAGUACACGACACAGACUCAAUGAUGACUCAAAUGGCACAGAAUGAAACUCAUUCUGUGAAAUCUCAUGACUGAAAUCAUGCCAGGGCACCUGGGGUUAGGAGGUUUUACAUUUCUGUUUGGCUUGUACAUCUACCAUCAGUCCUCUUCUUACUAUAUCUUUGUAUUUCAACAGUGGCUUUGGGAUGUCAGAGUUAAUGUA